Amoebophrya sp. A120 is the source of this 9837-nucleotide messenger RNA. NCBI's taxonomy places the organism in Eukaryota, Dinophyceae, Syndiniales, Amoebophryaceae. The record is from the annotation of a GenBank genome assembly.
AGUGCCCUGAAAGCAAUUGUAUCCCAAUCCUCGAACCCGUUCCCGCCCAGUAAGUGUUGCAUAAAAGGUCAAGACAAAGCCUAAGGCUAAGUCGCAAACCGCCAGUAGCAGUACUCUACAAAAUAAACAUAAAGUAUUCUCAAUAUCAAAAGCGGUUUGAAAGAACUGUAUACUUUUCUGUUAUUACCCCACUCGCAAACGGUUCUACUCUUUCUCCUUCGUGGUCUAGUAGUACGCACAGUUUGUACUUACUUUCGAGAAGUUGUUCCUUGUCCGUGUCGCAGCAGCAGUAGCUAGAAGUAAAGGUUGUUUUCAUCACUGCUUUCACUGUGACAAAACAUGUCGUCGGCUAUUUCUACGGAUAGCAAGAACUACGGCACGUUUGAAGUAGCCAAAGGCGAGAGCUGCAUCGAAGAACAGCAUGGCAAAGGCUCCAAGAAGAAAAAGUCAAAGGUGAACAAGGCUACUCGAGCCCCGGUGAAGGUGACUCGAACCGCCGCUCCUGGUUCUGGGCAGUACGACCCUGCCUACUACGAUCCGACCGCCGAGGGCGAGAUUCGUCUCGAGGAAUAUGAGAGUGCACAACUACGUACCCCACGCCCCGCCCGAGGCUCCAAUCCCCUAUUGAAGAAAUUCGUAAAACUACAGUAACAAAAACAGGAACAGCAGCGAACUAGUACAACAUGAAGCCUGUGCAUGACAAGUCUUAUGUCGAAAGGACCUUGCGUUGUUGUAUGAAUCAGAAUACAGUGGUGGCAGCACAACCACUGUGAAAAUGGGCAGUAUCGCCAUCAGUUUAGGAGAUGUGCUAGAUGGUGCAUUUUGCAUGACAAAUCUUCAAGGGGCACGACGAAGCAGUGGUUCAUCCGUUGUGCACUUUCAUAGGGAAUGGGACAGCCACAGCAGCAGCGGGUCCGAGGACAACAUUAUGAAUUGGAAUUGCAAAAGUAACGUACUAGUAUAAAUUGCAAUACAAAUUGGCUCAGCAUUACAAAUUGAAUCUGUAAUGCGGAUUUGCCUUAGGAACUAGAUUUGUAAUGCAUAAAUGCAAUUAGUACGGGUACGAUACUUUUGCACAGGAUAAACAUGAACGUUCCGACCUACAUGAACGUCGCUUCGGACCACGUCGCAACUACAGGUCCUUUUUAUGAAAUGCAAAAAUAUCUGGGUCUGGAAACUUGUGAUGCUAAAACGUGCAUGAUGAAAACACUACCGAAUGCAGUCCGGCAUGACAACUUCCCAAAACGCUUUCUCGUAGGCAAUCCGCAUGAGAGACUGCGUUUUUGCAUGACAAAAGAGGCUGCGACUUUUGUUGGUUAUGCAAUACAGAAAUUCUAGUUAUGGAAAGCUAGCAUUACAAGUUCCAACCUUCCAGACCCAGACAUUUUUACAAUCCAUACUUUUUCCCCCGCUGCGAUCCUGCGCGACAAAAUCCUCACGCCCCUGCGAGGGGCAGCAGGAAAUUAUGCCUCGAGUCGCCUUUGGUCCUCUUGCCCCCGUGGUGUGGAGCUCGGUCGGUCUUCGUGUUCUCCGACGCGGCUACAGCUGCAGGUGGUGGGGACUACAGUCCUCGCGGUGGUUUUAUUGAUUCUCUUCGGGCUGUUCGCUUCGUUUUCGUACCAUCAACUUGUCGGCAGUAGUGCUUCAUCGCACCAGCAGGAGCUCACCUCCGUCCUCGCGCCCAAGGAGCCACUAGGCGGGCAUCGAGAACAGCUUCUGGCAGGUGGAGCGGCCUCUGCUGCUAGUGAUGCAGCAGCAACUGGUACUAGUGUCACUGAGCCUGCUGAUGUUGGGAAGCAAGAGCCCGCUGCUGGUGAUGACACCAGCACGAGUGGUGGUGGUGACGGUGAGGAGAAGAAGAUCGCCGGGAAUAAAGACGACCCAGUGGUCGUCGGACACGAUGUGGACGAAUCCGUUGCUGAACACCCGCAGGUACGUAUAAAAUAUAACUUCAUCAACUGUCAGUGUGUAACUUUCGCAUGACAAACAAGAACUUGAACUUUUCGCAGAUGUGGUUAUUUGUGAUGCUGGCUAGAAUUAUGCCAAGGCCAACUAAUUCAACCACCACUAUUUGUAUCUCAACUUCCACUGAACGACUCAAUCUGGUCGUUGUGUACAUGGUAUUCAACAAUGAAACAAAAAUCAAAUUCAUAUUCUUAUUCACUACAGAAUUCUGGAGCAGAAGCUGCGACUUCGAAGCAAGGCGGGGAUCACGCAGACGAUGUGGCGGGAAACAAGGAAUCUGGUCGAGAGCCUCCUUCUGCCGGUGCUGACCAGGCUGACCAAUCGAAGAGGAAACUAUCAAUAGCAGAUAAUGUCGUGUCUGGGUCUGGAAAAGUACUGGUGGAACUUGUCAUGCGCGCUGGCAUAGUUUUGGGAAAAUGUGUAUUGCAUGAGGACCGACUACACAAUAACCGCGGCUGCUUUUCUUGUUCCUUUCCUUAUUUGUGAUGUUCAUGCUGCAGACAACAUACCGUAAUACGAGAGAAGUGAUUUGAAAACUUUUCAUGCUGGGCCUGGGCUGUACUCAAUUUACAACUUCCCAUGAUCAACACAUGUUUCCAGGAGACCCAUAACACUACAAAUUCGCAUUGCAUAACGAGAGCCAUCUGCCGGUGCUGACCCUGACCCGUCGCCCCCGCACGAAGAAUCUGGAGAAACGGAGAAGGCCGAGGAUGCCGCGCAGCACGUGGAAAAAGGCGAGGAUUCAUCCGUGCAGCACGAGCAAAAAGCCGGGGAAGCCGCGCAGCACGGAGAAUCAGCUGGCGGUCGUGUGCAGCCCCAGCCGCCGCCUUCAGCCUCGGGGCACAUGAACAAAAUGAAAAUCGACGAUCCCGCGAUAUCGUCGACCACGACCCACGGCAACAACGAACAAACUGCUGCUACUGCUGCUGCUGCUGCUACUGAGGGCAACGAGGGUAAAAAGCCGGUAGUUGAAGAUGUCGUGUCAGGGCAAAGUGGUGGCAACUACCAUGCCGCGCAACAAGACAGUCCUGUUCCUGUUGCUGACCGCCACUUACACCCCGAUGUUCUUCCGGGAGAAAACAAUGUUGGAGGGGAUGAUGACCCUUUUGCCUGGAUCCAGGACGACGAGGCCGCCUCGUCGCCUGGAUCUAAGACCCAGAGCACAGCGGGGCAACAAACCACGGAAAAGGCUGCAACCGGUCGUGGUGGGUCGCGGUCAGGGGACCGCCGGAGGGGUAAGCAGGAGGAGGAGAAACCGCCGUUGGUGCUUCCGGAGAUGAAGGAGGGUGUUCCAGAUGAAGGAGCAGAAGGUGCUCUCAGUGGGGAAGAAGUAUGGAAGCAAAUAGACGUCGUUGUCCUCGAGGCGCAAACUUUGUCACUAGGGAGGUCCUCGUGUAGCACAGAGGCUAAAACUAUCAACCGGUCGGGCUUUUUGUUUUUUCUGCAUUUCAAAUGACAAAAUGUAAAUGAUAAUAACUCCUAGUCCUAGGUAGCUGCCGCUGCCUUUCCCUUUUCUUAGUUAUGGUUUUUGAACUUGACGCGCGCUUUUUGGGAGGUGGUGCUAUCAUUUUUCCAGUUGUCACCCCACCCGUUGCCAUUCACCCACCGCCAUAAGCAGCCCAUGUUACAUUAGCGUCAAGAGGCCUGCUUCCGCUUGAGAGACGCGGGUUUUUCUUGCGGCAGGAUAUGCUUGCUCUCAGUCUCGUGAAACUGCUCCAUCACGAAAUAUAACCGUAGUUCCUCGACCACAGAAAGGGCACCUGAGUGCGGCUAUUAAGAAGUCGCACAGGCAAACUAUCUUCUGCUCUUCAUGAUGAUGAUUGUGAUGAUGAUGAAGGAGGGGCGAAAAACUAGUGCUUGCUUUUUAUCGUCACCUGACCACCUCCGUAGAAAUACACUUUACUUAUUUGUGAUUGUAUGAAAUGCGCAUGACAAAUUGGCCUUGAGGACCACGGCCACGGUUUUUCCAGCGAUACGCUGCUGGAGAUGAAGAAAAAACAGCGAUCCCACAGGUCCCCGACUUUACGAAUGGGUCCGAUGAGGCGGGGAGCAAGGUGUGGCCCGGGCUAACAAUUGACAGAUCAUGAUGGACGUGCUACAAGUAUAAGCGUAUAAUGAAGUAGUUUGUUUUGUUUUUGUGGUAGAAAAAGAAAAUACUAGCAUCUUGUUCGUACGGCCUUGACCCCUAGUACGCAGCUUUUUGAUCUUGAUUUGAUUGAACUCGCACCUUCAACAGAUAGUUAAGGAUGCGCGCAAAGGGUAAUAUAAUCUUGAUUUGUGUAACAGCAUGAGCAUGAUCAUGAUCUGUGAGUGAGAAGCUCCUCCCGAUCGAUAAUUAUGGGGACACGGCCACACCUCCCACAGAUUUUCAUUUCUAUGAGCUCAAAGUUGCAAGCAAUCGUCGGCAACAAAUAUGCAUUGCAAAUAUGUCUGCGUCUGGGUCUGGAAAUUGUGCAUUGCAAUUAUGUCAUGCUAAACUGUGCAUGAUGAGAACGCUCCGAAUGCAGCCAAGCUUGGCAGAUUUGCAGAACGGUCUCUCAUACGCGGUCUGCAUGAAAAAUAGAAACUGCGUUUUGUAUGACGGAACAGGCCGCGUCUUUUCAUCGACGUUUGUCAUGCAAUACAGAUUUUGCAAUUGCAGGAAUGGAAUGCAAGGCUAGCAUCAGAAGGCCCAACUUUAUUCCAGACCCAGAUAUAUUUUGCAUUUGAUAUAACUAUCGCCGGCACGGGGAUUCCGCCGCCCCCGCCGCCACCUUACCGUCCUCCCGACAACCAGUUAACUCGUCAGAUCCAAGAAAUGCAAACUGAGUUUGCAACACGGGUAGUAGAACGCAUUCGUACCACCCUUAAAGAGGACGAGGAAAAGCAGCCGAACAUUCUCCGGGACAACCUUUGGCGCCGCUUCGAGAAAAAAAUGUUGAGUGAGAAGAUGAUUGGCAUGGCAGAAGAACAACGAGCUGACCAGGCGGGUAGUGAGAAAGGAAUGAAAUAUAUGGUGCGCCAAUUCUUGCCACGAAAUGCCGGCGCUGAUCAAGGUGACAGCGUUGGUAAAGCGCAGGAAGCUACCAUUGGGAAGAUAAUUCACCGUAGUGAAACAGCUGUUUUCAGAGAGUGGACCACCUCCUCUGGAGGUAGCGAGUCACAUGAAAAGAAACUGGUGAUAAAAAUCUUCGCAACAUCAACUCGUUCGAUGGUUCUUGCGGAAAGAUUUGAUUAUGUUUCCCGAGCUGCGGAGGAGAUUGCGCAUCACAUGCUGGCCUCGCAUUGGACAACUGAGGAGGUGCAAAAGGAUCGGGUCAAGAAGUUGUGUACGCCGUCAAUUCACCGUAUUAUUAUUUUCGCGGACAACGUGAACAGACCGCAUAUCGGUUUGGUAAUGGACGGAAUUGCAGGCAACGGGGAAGAUUUUCUGAAUUGGCAAUUUCGGAACGCAGUCGCAGAUAAAGAAGCAGAAGCUAAAUCUGAAAAAGCUGUUGGUGGAUGGCCUUCUGCAACGGCAAGCGCAGGAAUUCAUGGGCUUCCCCUAAAAGCUUUAUCCCACUUAGCGAAUUGCAUGGGGGUACUGCACGAAAAGCAGCUGGCGCACGCUGAUUUGAGGCUGAAGCACAUUGGCUUCCUGAAUAUCGCUGAUGCGUCCCAAGGCGCGUUCGUCUUGCUAGAUUGGGGCGAUGCGCAGGUGGUUGGCGCGGACGGUCUAUUUACCUAUCAAGACCGUGCAUACGACGAUGCGGAGGUUACUUGGGGGCCGGAGGAAACAGGGGUUUUUCAGCGACAGGGAGAACGCGGCACAGUUGUGGUCUACGCGCCUGCAAUUCAAUUCUACUAUGAGGAAAAGACGAGUUCAGAGGCAAGUGGUCCGCAACUACGAAAGCGCUGGACAGUCAAUCUACCACGCCGCGAUAUCUUCGCGCUCGGAUAUAUGGCGGUGGAGUCUUUCGCAGCACAGCCACGAUUGGAGGGCGCAGCAGCUUUGCACAAUUCAGCUACGAGAAGCGCAAAAGACAAGCACGAAUCCCUGUCGGUCAUGCGAACCGAUGACCACUGCACCGACUGGGACUGCCGCGGGUCCGUUAAGCAGGAGGACUCGCGCCUGGUCCUGGCUGAUGCAGACACCCUGUCAUUCGGCUACCUCUGGGGGACGCGUGCUAUGAAAUACACGGAAGCGGAACAUCAUCACACCAGCACGAGCAAUGCUGGCACAGUUACUAUUAGCACGGCACGAACAGAUCCAGAAAGAAAACCAAGAAGCAACGCAAACGCUGUCCGAGUGUACAGCGGAAACGUUGACAAAUGUCGCACGCCAAAUUUCUAUUUCGCCUCCCUUGACAACUUCGGUUGCGGGGCCGAUAUUCGGCUCUGCGACGCAAUGGCGCCGCAACUUGGGGGAAACAAGUUCGCUGCCAGCCUAGCCUCGCAAGCCAUUUUGGAUGCUAUGGCCCACCGGCCUGAGAAUCGCCCUAGCAUGAAGGAGGUGCACGGUGUCUUGGACGUGGUUUUAUCCGGUGUUUCGAGCCGCCGCAGCCCCGAGUGGGCGCAGCAGGCACCUUGCCAGUGCCGGUCCUCUACGAGCUGGAAUACGCUUCGCGGCGCGAAGGCGCAAUUUCUAGUGUGGAAUCCGGAGAGAGGACCUGAAGAUGUAGAUUCAACACCACUACACGCUGCCGCGCGUUCUCUUCAAACCGAAAUGUUGGCAUUAGCAAAAGAACGCGCAUUUCCCGCACCCGUCAUUCACAUCGUUAGUGGCGAUCCCCACGAAACAACCAGCCCGACAAAGAUGCGGCUGCCGAUUCACGUUUUGCCUAAGGGCUUUCAUGCGGGUGGGCUUGACAAAGAAACUAACCUCGCAGCUGUUCAGGGCACAGAGGGGUCAGCUGGGCAUGAUGUAUAUCCGUACAACGACGGCACUGACGGCGACAAAGUGCUCAAGGUCUUCAGAAACGUCGAGAAGCAGACGAGGCUUGGUUAUUCGGCAGCGGCAGUCGAAAUCGCGCAUCAUGUGUUGGCGUACUAUUUGACCAAUGAAGAAGAAAACGAGGCCCGGCCCGGGUCGCAAUGCACGCCGAAACCACACAGGGUCGUCAUUUUUUUCGAAGAUGUUGCGGUGAGUGGCAAGGUACUACCAAAAACAGCACAACGCCAUAACGAAUUCUCAAAGGCCUUGCGUCACCCUUCGCCCUGUUCAUACCAAAGGGGCCAAAGGCUCGCUGAAGAGUACGGAAAAAUAGGCAAAGCACAGAUCUCUGUAUUGUAUAUGGUUUUUAAUUUUGCAAGAACAUGAUCAACAUGACCCCGAUCAGGCUCAGGCCGGCUGCCGGCCUUGGUAGGCAGGUUUGUCACCCAGAUGCACUUGCUGCUACGUCGUAGUGCCUGACACAAGCAGCCGGGUCGCAACCGCAAAUCGGACGGUUUAAUAGGGUGAAGGCGAGGCGUGCGCGCGCGGCUGCCACCACAGCAGGUGCUGCUUUUUAGAAUUGCAUACUAUCAUCUUCACAAGAGCAAGCAGAUAUCUGUCGGGCUUGUAAUGGAACGGGUGGAAGGCGAUGGUGAAGCUUUCCUGACGAGCCAAAAUCGCCCCAAAGAAGAACAGGGGCUCCCGAUAAAGGCGCUCUCGAAGCUCACAGAGUGCUUGUGGAGAGUUCACAGCCGCUCUUUGGCGCACGGGGAUCUGCAGUUGCGAAGCAUCGGGUUCUUGAAGAUUGAGGACCCAAGCUCUGCUGUCCUGCUAGACUGGGGGUCGGCCGAGAAGCUGGGGCACACACGGUUGUCUGAGCACAACGAAGAGCCACUGUGGCAUUCUGGGCUAACGUGGGGGCCCGAAGAAUCGGGCUUCUAUGAUGGCAACGACGAGGACGCGACGGCCCUGGAAACAUCAAGACUCUGGUGGGCGCCGGGAGUCACGGUUGCCGAGAAGACUUUUACGUCCUCGCAGGCCCAAGCCGCGGCCUCUCCCUGGACGAAGUCCUGGGUUUCGGAUUUGCUGACUCGAGAUGUUUUCAGCUUCGGAUUCCUGGUCCUGAAUUCCAUCGUAGCAGACAAACGCGACGCGAAGCUGGACGUCAAUCACGCUAGGAGGAUGUUCAAGUACCACAGAGUCUUUUGCAGUUCGAUCAAAAGCGACACUCACAAGUCGUGUGCCUAUCCUCUCGGCUACUUCUGGGACAAGUCUUUAGUGGCUCCCGAGGUCCGAAAGGCAUGGAACGGGUUUUACGGAAAGUACCCGGCUUCGAACCACCAAGGAGCAAGGGAAGCCGACUCGGCGAGCCCCCCUCUAAUUCUAACUACCAAUCACAAAAAGUCAGAAUUUACGAUAAGAAACGCGGCGGACCGCGCUCCGAUGUCCAAGUGCCUAGCCAGCCCGACAUUCAUGACAGCAAGCUAUAACCACAACCAUAGUUUGUUUUCAUUCAGCAGCAGCAGCAGCAGCCCCGCCCAUGAGUCCGGGGAGGCGAGCCCGUGGACGAUAAAGGGCGAGCUCUGCAUUUGCGAAGAAUUUGCGAAAAUGUUGGGCGACGACAACUUCGCCGCCAGCCUGGCCACGAGAGCCAUUUUUGAUGCCAUGGGCUCGCUGACGUACCGGCCUUCGAUGCAACGGCUGGGUGUGGUAUUCGCGGAGCUCAGCAAGUUCAGCAAACAGGAGGGCGACAUAUUGAAAAGGAAGACCGUGCCCCGUCGUGCCGCCCCUCUGUGUGAGUGCGUCUUUUCCGGGGACCUGAAUCCCAAUGACGGCUACCCCGGCCUCGAGCCACGCCGGAAGACGGGGUUCAUGAGGUCUUCAGCCAGCACCCCGGCCGCAUCGCUCCCCGAGCUCCUGAAGUCGUUUCAGGCAUAUAUGGUGGCUGGAGACCGAAAUGCCGCCGCGAAAGAAUUAUUCAACGUCGACCUAUCAGAUUCGCACGACCGCGGUGCCGGCAAAGCGAAUGAACUUGUCGAGAUGGGAGCAGAUAUCCUGAAGAAGCUCACAGCGAUGGCGUUGCAGAUUCUGCAAUUGGAAGAAGAGCCAAUCGCCCUAAAUCUUUUUCCUGAGGUGCCUGAUUCAAACGGGAGCGAAGAUGGUGAUGGCAAACAAACAGAAGAUGAAGACGCGUCACUUUCAGAUGAAGGUGAAGAGGAUGUUAAAGGUGCUUCGACAGUCUUGUCAGAUGAAGAAACAAGUUCUGAUGAAGGACAAGUGGGACGGCGAAACCCUUUCUGCUGAAAAGACGUCGAUGUAUAUCUACAACGGGAACGGCCCCAUAGUCAUAGACUCGAACAGGCUCAUUCGGCCAUUUGGUGGAGAUGAAUUCAAGUAAAAGAAGUCACCAGACAGGUAUCAACUGAGAUGAGCAGCUGGACCACUAGAAAACAGACGUUGACUUCUAGUUGAAAAGAAUCGGUCCCGCUUGAUGUUCCGGCUUUUUCUUUCUUUGACUUUGUCUGAGCAGUCGGUGUCGGAUUUAUUAAGUUUACCUUCUCGAUCUCGUAGGAUAACGUAGCGGAAUAGAACAACUUGAAGUUCGCGCUGCAGAAUGUCGUAGAUGUUGUCUCAAUGAUAUGAUAGAAACGUGGAAGUAGCGCACGACAGCCGCAAGACAAACUUUCUUUCUCUCAAAAAACAAGCACGCUUGUAAAUUUCAUAUCUCGUUCAAACAGCAUCUUGUUUUUUUCUCUCAGCACCUUACUUCUUUUCCGUGAAAACAAACCUUUUAUUUAUUGCUUACUAGUACAGUCAGCCUACUUCACAUUUUUUUCCUCUCUUCCUCGAGCACCAGCGCGCUUUGUCGUGGUGCUAUCGGUUUACUGUUGUUCUUCUUUUAUUUCUGUAUGGUGGAUGUGAAGACUUUAUAUAUUUGCUCUUUAUUUUGUACGUCCGUCGCCCCCAUCGUGAAGACGAAG